AUGUGUACGAAUACGUCGCUAUUCAGCAUCUUCAAAAACUGUCGUUUAAUUUUAGAACUUUGUUUAGCUUCAUUGUUUGGAUAUCAUCAGUUGCGUAGUCCUAGUGCAACUUUUCAAAACUCUGGGAAAUCCGGAAAAUGAAGCUGGGCACCAUCAGGCGUAAACAUAUAUCAUUUUCAAUGGCUGUUACCUUUUCCUUUCUUGCUGCUAUUUCCAAUAUUAUUGGAUUUGUUUCACCCUUCUGGAUUGUUUCAAAAUCAGAGUCAAAUCUCGGUUUUCAAAGGCUUGGUUUGUGGGAAGUUUGCUUUGAGCAGUUUAUCUUCCCAGAAGACUAUGUAUCUAAAGCGUAUCAAGGAUGUUGGUAUAUAUAUUAUCCAGAAUACAAAUAUAUCAGAUUCUGGUUAAAUCCACCAUGGUUCUAUCUUGUUCAGAUAUUAUCAAUCAUAAGUUUAAUAUGCAAUUUAGCUGGAUUGUUAAUGAUAAUUCUUGUCUUAUGUGAAGUUUAUGGAACUAAAGAAAAAAAGCCACAUUUUGUUGUAAUGGGAUUACAAUCUGUUGCUCUUGCUUGUUUUGUUGUCGUUAUAAUACUCAUGGGAGUUAUGAGUAAAGAUCGCGAAUGGCUACCAAGACCCGAUUUAAAUAUGCUAUCCUGGAGUUUUGCAUUCGCAGUACUAGCUGGAUUUUUCACAAUAUUUUGUAUUUUUGGAUUAGUGACACAUUAUUUGUCAGUAGAAAGCAAACGUUUCAUGCAAGACCCAUUAUUAAGACAAAAAUUUCUAGGAACUAAUCCGUAUUAUACGUCACAAAGGAAUAUUUCGUAUUAUGAUGGUAAAGCAGCAGCUACUGAGUCAAAAAUUGGAGGUGCCGGAACAGUCCCUUCACUUUUUACAACAAUACCUUCUACAUUUGUUAGCUAUCAACCUGGAUCACAAAUUGGUCCCACUAGUACAUUAAUGGCACCUGGAAAGUCAAGUAUUUUAAGUCGUGGUACAAUCGCUCCAGGUGCCGUAGGAGGUACUGUAGCUGGAACAUCGGGAGCUACAGUAUCGGCUAAACUUAGAGAAUCACUAGAGGCUCAACGAAUUGCUGUUUUAGAAGCGAAUUUACGGGCUGCAGAAAGUGAAUUAUUUCAAAAUGCAGAGAAUGCUCAUGGUCCCACUUCAACACAAUCAUUGUAUAAUCCAAAUAUAAGAUCAGAACCAAGAUAUGAAGACACAAUGACAAGACAAACAGAACGUUUAGGUUCUACCACACAUUUGCGAUCAAAUGUUGCUAUGGAUUCGGCUGUAUAGUUAAAUAUUCAUUUUAUUACGUUGUUAGAUUCAUUUUUCAACUUUAUUUGUGGUUGUUUGUAGUUCUAAAGUAAAUUUAUUUUAUCAC
This is a messenger RNA of Schistosoma rodhaini, 1380 nucleotides long. The record is from the annotation of a GenBank genome assembly. Lineage: Eukaryota; Metazoa; Platyhelminthes; Trematoda; Strigeidida; Schistosomatidae.